GAAUCGUGAAACUCCUCGUUUGGCGAACAUGAGCGACCUCACAGCACAGCACAUAGGGUUUCUGGAUCAACACUUGGGAACCAAACGAGACCUGUUCCACCAAUCAACACGUGUUCUUUACUCCUCCCUGACACAACAAUGCUCUCAACUGGAGUCUCAUAUACAGAACCUCCUCACUAAACGCGCCGUUUCGUGGAUCUCUCGCUCCUUCAAAGCCAAAUCUUCCCUCCAACAACUCACUUUCAACCUUCAAAAUCUCAGCCUCCGCACUUCUCCACAUGGGAUUGGUUCGAAGAGGUUUCAGCGGGUUUUGAAUGAGGAGCUUCCUCGAUUGGCCAAGGAAUUGAACCGAAUUGAGUCUGUUCGGAGUUAUCUUCAGGCUGCUGUACAGUUGGAAGCUCUGGUUGGGGAUCUUGAAGAUGCUGCUCUCUUUGUUAUGGCUUGCCACACAGGGAAUAUGUUUUCAGUGAAGCUCUCGAUUUCAUCUAUCUCUGCAGAUACUGCUAGAAAGCAUGACAAGUUACUUCAAGCCAUAAAAUACAUGAAUGAUAUUGAAGAAUUAUUGAUCACUGCUGUGAAAUUCCAUCCUCAGUGGCAUUGUCUUCUGAGGUCUGUUGACAUUAGAGUAGAUAAAAUCGUGGCUGCUCUCAGGCCACAAGUUUUUGCAGAUCAUCGCGCUCUUCUUGCCUCUCUUGGGUGGCCCCCAAAACUGAUUCCGUCAAAAAAUGAAAGUGAACAAACCACAGGGCUUCCUAAUCCUUUAGUUCUAAUGCAAGAAGAUAAAAGAAGAAAUUACUCUCAAAGUUUUAUAGCUCUUUGUGCUUUGCAACAUCUUCAAAAUAGGAGGGAAGAAAGACAGCUUAAUAAUCUUAUGAAAAGAGAGAAGCAGAAUAUACAGCUUUGGGCCAUUGAUGAACUAGUGUCUCCAAUUGCAUCAAGGAUGGAGUACCAUUUUGCCAAAUGGACUGAGCAGCCAGAAUAUAUUUUUGCUCUGGCGUAUAAGGUUACCAAAGAUUUUAUUACAGGAGUAGAUGAUGUCUUGCAGCCUCUUAUUGACAAGGCAAGGCUUAUCAGUUUUAGUGCCAAGGAGGCAUGGGUCUCUGCAAUGGUCCGAAUGCUUUCAGGCUUUCUAGGGAAAAAAGUUUUCUCCUUUCUUGCUGAAAGAUACAAAGUAAAGCAUUUGAAACCUGAAACAUUAUCUUCAUGGCUUCACCUCAUAGACCUUAUCAUUGCUUUUGACAAAAGGAUGCAAUCUCUUGUCAAUCUGGAUACUUGCUUUUUGGCAGAGUCCGAAAGUUUUGAAGGGCUCUCAAGUGGCAUGUCAGUGCUAUCAAUAUUUUGUGAUAGGCAUGAUUGGUUGAAGAUCUGGGCAAAAAUAGAAUUUAAAAAUGCCUGGAAGAAACUUAGUGCAGAACUAAAAGAGGAAAAAGCAUGGGUAUUUUCUAACAAAGGUAAAUCUGGGGUUGACACUGAUCAGGAAUAUCUGCUAUCUACUAUAGAAGAUCACAAAGCUCCACCUAUUGCAGAAUCGUUCCUUAAAAUUAUCUGGGAAAUGAUUGAACACUGCCAAACUAUGCCAUCCAUUUUAUCACGUGCACAAUUUAUUAGAUCUACGACAGGAAGAUUCCUCUGGUAUUUCUUUAAGAUAUUACUUUUGCAGUUCAAGGGAACUGAAUUGUGUCCUGAUAAUUCUGAUGAUGUUGCCAUAGUUAGAGCGUGUAGGCUAAUAAAUGCUGCCAGAUAUAUUUGGGUUAAACUGCAAGAAUGGAGCGACACUGUGGAUUUUUUGGAGAUGAAAAUUGCUGAAAAUGAUUCUGGCAAGUGCAUCCCAGAUGAUAUAAUGGAUAAGGGCUGCUUUUAUGAUGAAGAAAUAAGAAGCUUGUCUGAAAUGGAAACCAACUGGCUUAUGGAUAUUAUUGUUGUUGUUCUUCGACAAUUUGAAAUGCUUUCUUGGGAAUAUGUUCAAAACAAAGAUAAUUUUGAGGAAGACCAAGAUGAUACAAAUCUAGUUAUUGUAGAAGAGGCUGUUGAUUUAGUAGUCUCCAUUGAUUUUGUUGAAGCUUUAGAUAUUUUAAAAAGUAGGCUUAAUAUUGUCAAGAUAAAUCUCAAUACCAAGGAUUUCUUGGAUUUGUGGAGAAGUAUUGCUGAAGGAUUAGAUCACUACAUUUCGGGCAGCAUGGUCAGAAGUGAGAUUCGGUUCUCUAAGAUGGGCAUCAAUCAAUUUGAAGCUGAUAUGCAAGCAUUAAUAUUUAUUUUCCAGCCUUAUUGUGCUCGCCCACAAGCAUUUUUCCCUUGUAUUAAUGAGAUUCUUAAGCUCUUAAAACUGAAAAAACAAGAGGUAUAGCUAAUGCAAGUAUUUCUGUCAAACGAUGAAAAUGGAUCAAAAUGGUUGCAUCUUUAUGGAAUUUCUCAUCUAUCAGUCAGUCAAGUUUUUGAAGUUCUUAGAUACAGAUAUUGGGCCACUUGAUUUAUACAAUAAAGUGGUAAUUGCCCUUGGGCAAGGAAAAGAACUUCCUCUGUUUGUGGUUUACAGUAUCCAUAAAUUAUUGGGAAAGUGUCACUGAUGACUGAUCCAAAUAUUCUGUGUGUAAUUGAAUAAGCACUAGACUUUUCCUUUGGGGACGGGUGAUUAAUUGGGGUGUGGGAAGAAGUUGUUGAGAAUUGUGACGCAGGAGGGACAAUUUUUAUUCUGCAGUGAGCUUUCCCUCUCCUUCACUUUCUCUUGCUUUGCCCAAGAGCCGUGAGAUCUUCCCAAAACAUGUAAGGUUAUUUACAAACAUUCCAGAACCCAGCAAUAUUAUUACAAAAAUCAUCUUAUUUCCUAUCCCCCAUCAAGCAAACAGUGCUCUGAAAUCACUAAAUGCGCUGUCCAUGGACUUCUCAUUUCUUCUUAGCUAAAUAAAGCUUUUGACAAAGCAUGUAUUUGUUUUAGCUUUUCAACACCCCCAAACUGUCAUUUGCUUGAAGAAAAAAAUUUGUUGCUGAGAAAAAGUGUAUUGAACGGUGUGCUGCAUUGGCAAAAAGUGUAAACCAAACGUGCUGAAACUCAACUACAAGCUGCAAAAUCUGAGCUCUUGGUUUUAAACAUGGGGGUGUUGAAUGAAGAACUUCCUGAUUGACCAAGUUGAGCCUAUUUGAAGAUAUGUUGGUGAGUUAGGAGAUUUCCAGUUUGAGGCAUUGUUUCAAACAAUUCUAUGCUCCAUUUUAUAUGUAAUUAGUGCUAGAAUAUUAGCUCUUGGUCAAGUAUAAUUAUGUUGAUUAUCUACCGAUUAGGCUAUAAGUUAGCCUCUGAUUAUUGGGCUGUAAGUUAGCUUCUAACUGGCUCCAAAGUU
Molecule: messenger RNA, 3332 nt
Organism: Gastrolobium bilobum
Lineage: Eukaryota; Viridiplantae; Streptophyta; Magnoliopsida; Fabales; Fabaceae
Product: RINT1-like protein MAG2L
Exons: 5
Coding region: 29-2344 (771 amino acids)
Biological process (GO): endoplasmic reticulum to Golgi vesicle-mediated transport; retrograde vesicle-mediated transport, Golgi to endoplasmic reticulum; regulation of ER to Golgi vesicle-mediated transport
Cellular component (GO): Dsl1/NZR complex
Source: RefSeq, a predicted model, not a curated record